AUAGAGUUGAAAUUGUCCCGGUAGAUUGCGUAUCGUUAAGACAACUUGAAAUUGUGGCUAAAUAUGUGUAUUAUCUAAGAUUUCCUGGUGACCUUUCACAUGCAUUUCAUAUACGAACGUUACACUGAACUGGAAAGAUACUCAUGGCGUUGUAAAACUAUAAAUGUCUUUAGCUAGUUCUCGCAAGUGGAGGCGCUUUUGUGGCCCUCAUGUUUGAAUGUGACUUUCUGGAGGAGGCAUAUGAUCGCUUUCACCAUGCCUCGCAUAUUAUUAUUUAUUAACAUUAAUAUGAGUUCCCAUAUUGUAUUACCCUAUAUUAGGUGCUUAUCCUUGUUUUUUACAAAAUGGCGGUCUAGAGUAUGUUUUGUAACAUGUAGUGACUGAAUUCGUGUGGGUUCCUAGACCCAUGAACAAGUUUGUGGAGUAGGGAGCAUUGGAUGCUGAAGUCAUGAGUGAUGACAAGGAAAGAAAGACUGCCAGCCGUUCGGGUGGGCUUUCUGCAGUACAGAUCAAGAUGGAAGGCCAGGAAGCUGGUGAAACAAUUACAGAUAUCCAGAAUUAUCUGGAAACAUUUAAUAAGGAGAUUCAAGGAGGAGAUCAGAUAGUACAACAUGUGACAGAAGUUCAGCAAGUUGUGACUACUGACGACACUGCUGAAGAAGGGACAUAUUUUGUUGAUCAGUCAGGGCACUAUUACUACCAAGCAAGCAGUGAUCAACAGCCAGUAAUGACCGUUGUCUCGGGGGUCGCGAAUGCCUCAUCUGAAGUGUCCGAUGGAAGUUCUGAAGCAACUUACGUUGCAAUGCAGCCUCAGGAAGGUCAUGUCGAAGAGACAAUAACAUCUAUGGAUGCUUCUGAUGAUGGCAAUACAACUGGUGGUGAAUCUACAGGUCAGAUGAUAUUAAAUGCUGGUGAUGCUUAUCAGACCGUUACCAUUGUUCCAUCUGACACAAACCCAGGGGAAGUGAGCUAUGUUCUCAUUGUUCAGCAACCAGAUGAUAAGGAUGAUAAGGGUGAUGAUCAGGACCUCACAGUGUAUGAUUUUGAUGAAGGUGAAGAAGGUGGUAUUGCUUUGGAAUCAGGAGAUGAAGAUGAUAAGACCAAAAUAAUCAAGAUUUUACCCAAGAAGUCUCAAACUGUAACUCAGGCCCACAUGUGUAAUUAUUGUAAUUACACUAGCCCAAAAAGGUACCUGCUGUCACGUCACAUGAAAUCUCAUUCUGAAGAGCGACCACACAAGUGUAGUGUGUGUGAACGAGGUUUCAAGACUCUGGCUUCCUUACAGAACCAUGUCAACACUCAUACGGGAACUAAACCUCACCGAUGUAAAUUCUGUGACAGUGCUUUCACCACUUCAGGUGAACUGGUAAGACAUGUUCGGUACAGACAUACACACGAGAAACCACAUAAAUGUACAGAGUGUGAUUACGCGAGCGUGGAAUUGAGUAAAUUGAAGCGUCACAUGCGCUGCCACACUGGCGAGAGGCCAUACCAGUGUCCACACUGUACAUAUGCAAGCCCAGACACAUUCAAGCUGAAACGUCACCUUCGUAUACACACUGGUGAGAAACCAUAUGAAUGUGACAUCUGCCAUGCACGCUUCACCCAGUCCAACAGCCUAAAGGCACAUAAACUCAUCCACAGCGCUGGAGAUAAGCCAGUAUUCCAGUGUGAAUUAUGUCCUACAACAUGCGGACGCAAGACUGACCUUCGAAUUCAUGUACAAAAACUUCAUACCUCAGACAAACCCCUCAAGUGCAAGAGAUGUGGUAAAUCUUUCCCGGACAGGUACACAUACAAGAUUCAUAACAAGUCACAUGAAGGAGAAAAGUGUUUCAAGUGUGACCUUUGCCCAUAUGCUUCCAUAUCUCAGAGACAUCUCGAGUCCCACAUGUUAAUUCAUACAGAUCAAAAACCAUAUCAAUGUGACCAAUGUGAUCAGUCAUUCCGUCAGAAGCAACUGUUGCGACGGCAUCAGAAUUUGUACCACAAUCCCAACUAUGUACCACCACCACCAAGAGAAAAGACUCACGAAUGUCCUGAAUGUGGGAGAGCGUUCCGACACAAGGGGAACCUCAUACGACACAUGGCAGUGCAUGAUCCGGAGUCCUCGGCGCAAGAGAAGGCCCUCGCCUUGAAACUUGGGCGACAGAAGAAGAUUCAGAUUAUUGAUGGGCAGCAAGUUGAAGUAAUGGCAGGAGAGGAGGAUGAUGAUGAAGAUGAUGACACUGAUGGGGAAAUGAUGGCUGUUGAGCAGGAUGGACAGCAAUACGUUGUAUUAGAAGUCAUUCAGCUACAGGAUGGUGAUGGUGAGCAGGCAGUAGCCGUUGUGACGGGUGAUGCAGCACACACCAUGGAGCAAGCAGUGGCGCUACACACUGGUGAGAGUGAUGGAGAGGGUAUUUUAGCAGGCCAACAUAUCACACCAGACUCACAUCUAACAGAUGAUGAAGAUGUUAUUGAAACACUGAGGAACAGUAGAAAACUCUCAAGGAAAGAUGCUUUGACUAUAAGAAAGAGGAUAGAGACCGAGAAGGACAUGCAGAAUUGUUUCGGGUUUGAUGACGAAGGAGAUGAUGUGGAUGAUGAAGCCGCAAAAACAACAAUCCAGCUGCUAGAAGCCAUCCACUAGUAGAGUCAUCAAAUUUGCGGUCUUUUUCCUUGUAGGUACUUUGUUCAUGGGAGAGACCAUGCAGUUGAAACAUACUUUCUUUUGUUUAUGCGGUGUACAUUGGUGGUAUGGGGUUCGUCAGACUCAUGGAACCAGUUUACUUAGUGCAGUUGUGCACUUUUUUUGUGGUGUCACUCUGUGAGUGGUGCAGUGUUGUGGAUUUGUUUUUUCUGAUUAUGAAAUCAUCCAUUUUACAAAAGAAGUGGGUGAUGAUCCAGAAUGACUUUUUCUACCUUCCUUAAAAUAUUUCUUUUACUUGAUGUUUGAUGCCAAGUGUGAGAAACUUGUUUCCAUUGCCUCAUAGUGAUGAAAUGUACAAAAAAAUAUAUAGGUCUCUAUAGACAUUCUGAAGCAGGAAGAAACUUAAGUAUACCCUUUCAUGUAAUGGAUCGUACAUGCAUGUUGAACUUUCAGACUUCAGUUUUUAAUGCUGGUAAUUAUACAGAGGCUUUGAAUGCGUCUAGGUGUUAAAAGCAUGGUAUAGCCAUGUUUGAUGCCAGUAGCUCAUUAUCCUGGAGGAUUUCCAAGUGGACGCAAAAGUGAUUGCUUUUAGUUUGAUAUAUUACUGAUUUCAGGUACACUUCUGUUUUCAAGUUUACGUGCCCAGCUUGACACAGAAAAUGUUUAUAGUGAAUGGUUGUAGAACAUAAAAUCUGUCAGUGCUGAAGCUAUUCAGCUGGAAAUGUUUCGUAUGGUUUAUGAAGAUUGCUGGUUUAUAAGAAUGUUUGCAGUUUUGCAGGACAUAUGAAGAUUGCUGGAAAUAUGAUUAUGCAGUGAAAAGUUGUUGCAUGUUCCCAGAAUGAUGGUUAGAUUUGUUUCAUUUUGAGAGGUAAUAAUUUCUUUCUACAUGCAGUUUUCCCUUGCUGUAGGAGUUUACAUGUACAGAAUGCUCACAGUAAAUACAAUAGACUUGUCAUUUCAUUAUUUUAUUAUUGAAGUGCUUUGUCUCCUAACUCUUUCUGCAGCUGAUAUUGAGCACAAAGUUUGUAUCUUUUCAUGAUAUAAUAAUUAGCAUGACAAUUGUUUUACCAUUUCAAGAACACUUUGUCUAUAAUUUGUUGAAAGGUAAAUUUUGUGUUGAUACUUCCUUUGAAGUUGGCCGUUAGUAAGAAAAUGGAUAUCAUGGCUUGAACAUUCCACGCUAUCAGUUGAAUGCGUGAAGUUGAAGUCGCCUCAUGACAUCUUGGACUGCUGGUUUGAAAUUGAUAAUAUUUUUAAUCUUUGAUCCCAAGCCAUAUCUAGAACUAACUGUAAAUGCCUAAGUUUCUUGAAGGUGAACACAUUUGCACAGAAAGACUCAGCAAUACUUUCCUUAAAUGACAUUCAAACAGCAACAGAAAUAUAUCCUGUGAAACACUGUUCUUUCCACUACAUGUCAGUAUCUCUGUUGGCAGAAUAUUAACCAUGAAAUGACAUUGUGGGAACUGCCCACAUUCAAGCAAUGAAGCUCGUGUUGUCACACUUGCUUGAAUGUGGGCAGUUCCCACAACGUCUUUGUCUGUGACAGUUCCAAUGCAUGUACUCAGAAUUGAUGUAGCUGGCACCUGGCAUGUUAAGGAUUUAUUCUAUUUCAGGACUGUUCUUCCAGUCUCUGGAGGAGCAGAAGUUCCUGAAAUUGAAAGUAAGAAACCUUGUGGUACACAUAGGUACAUGACAGUUCUCAACUUCUUGGCAGAUUGUAAUUCAAAAUAAAAAUUAAAAUGUGUACAACUAUUAUGAAAUCAAGAGUAGUUCUUUCCACCUAUUUGGAUUCUAAGCUCAUAACUUUUUACAAUAGAAUUGCACAUUGUUUUGUCUAUAUUUUGGAGGUUUGUACAAAUGUAGGUAAUAAUUAGACGAUGUUAAUGGUCUCAAAUAAAACAGAAGAAUGAUAA
Cryptotermes secundus is the source of this 4545-nucleotide messenger RNA. RefSeq names its product transcriptional repressor CTCF (gene CTCF). Gene Ontology annotation, molecular function: DNA-binding transcription factor activity; RNA polymerase II cis-regulatory region sequence-specific DNA binding; chromatin insulator sequence binding. NCBI's taxonomy places the organism in Eukaryota, Metazoa, Arthropoda, Insecta, Blattodea, Kalotermitidae. The coding region runs from base 449 to 2632 and encodes 727 amino acids. The transcript has 16 exons. Gene Ontology annotation, biological process: positive regulation of DNA-templated transcription; negative regulation of transcription by RNA polymerase II; epigenetic regulation of gene expression. The record is from RefSeq and is a predicted model, not a curated record.